This is a messenger RNA of Triticum aestivum (bread wheat), 1930 nucleotides long. Its product is annotated as putative F-box/FBD/LRR-repeat protein At2g05300. Bases 222 to 1166 code for a protein of 314 amino acids. The record is from RefSeq and is a predicted model, not a curated record. The transcript is spliced from 2 exons. Gene Ontology annotation, molecular function: protein binding. Lineage: Eukaryota; Viridiplantae; Streptophyta; Magnoliopsida; Poales; Poaceae.
CGGCACAGUCCGCCAGCCAUGGGGACGGAGCCAGGCGCUCCUCCUGGUCCUAGCUCCAGGAAGAGGAAAGCGCUGGUGCCCGCGGAUAUAGAAGUGGAGGGCCCGGGAGCGCCCCUUCCCGGAAUGGAUGGGGACGGAGGAGGCGAGGGCGCCGGCGGCGACCGCACCACCGACCUCCCCGGCGCCUUCCUCGGGCACAUCGUGUCUCUCAGCCGUCGGCGAUGGAGAUGGAAACGGAGUCGACGGCUGCAGAUUGGCACGGCUCGGAUUCUACGGCGGAGGACCAGGAACCGCCGCUCCCCGGAGAGGACCGCCUCAGCGGCCUCCCCGACGGCGUGCUCGGGGACAUCAUCUCGCUCCUCCCCACCCGGGAAGGCGCCCGCACCCAGGUCCUCGCCUCCCGGUGGCGCCACCUCUGGCGCUCCGCCCCUCUCAACCUCGACUACCAUCCGUUCCUGUUCGGCCAGGAGGGCCUCAAUGCCACCAUAGCGCGCGUUCUCGCCGCCCACCGGGGCCCCGGCCGCCGCUUCUGCGCGCCCGUCUACCACCUCCCCGUCGACCGAGCCGACGCCUGGCUCAGAUCCCCCGCCCUCGACAACCUCCACGAGCUCGAGCUUUGCUGCUACGGGUUUAUGUUACAGUAUCCACCGCAAACACCGCAGCCGCCCCCGGCAGCCGCCUUCCUCUUCUCGGACACCCUUUGUGUUGCCACCAUCGGAGAUUGCCACCUUACUGACAGCACCAUAGAAGGGCUUCACUUCCCUAAGCUUCAGAAGCUCGCACUUAAACAGGUCACCAUCUCCGAAUCCUCGCUGCACACCAUGAUUGCCAGUUGCCCAGCUCUGCAAUGCUUGCUUAUUUACCGCAGCUUCGGCUUUGGUCGCCUCCGAAUCAACUCUAUUAACCUUAGAGGCAUAUGUGUCAAAGCUUAUAGUUAUGGGAGAGGGCUCAAAUUUGGGGAACUCAUUAUUGAGAAUGCCCCUUUUCUUGGUAGCUUGAUCUUAAGUGAUCGCCUACAUGUAUCGUUGAUCUAUGCGCCUAAACUGGAGGCCUUAGGCUUCCUUUCUUCUACUUGUACUAGCGUACUCGUGUUUGACUCGGCAGCUAUUCAGGUAGUUGUGGCCUUCCUACUAGCAUUCUUUCUUACCUGCAUUUCUAUGUGCUAAUGAAGAACAUACUAUCUCCACUUCCGACUAAUUGGAUGGCUUAAUGUUUAUCUUUCAUGCUUGAUGAAGGGGUUGCGUGUUGAUAGCCUGACGACAGCGGUGCGCACUAUCAAGAUUUUAGCUGUUGAUAUGCAUGCUCUUAGUCUCGAUGUUGUUCUUGACUUGAUGAGAUGCUUUCCUUGCUCGGAAAAGCUAUACAUUCAGUCAACUGGACCCGGGAAAAGCAACUGCUGGCGCCGUAAACACCGGGAUCUUAUAAGAUCUCUUGACAUCCGUCUCAAGACAAUUGUUUGGCGACAUUAUCGGGGCAUCAAGUCACAUGUUGACUUCGCCACAUUCUUUAUACUAAACGCUGGAGUGCUGGAAUUGAUGACUUUUGAGGUUAAUUCUGAAGACUACAAUGAGGAGUUCUUUGCACAACACCGUAAGAUGCUUCAGGUGGAUAACAGGGCCUCGAGAGGCGCUCGAUUCCGUUUUACAUCAGAUUGGUCUUAUAACCACAUUAUGGAGUCCAGUGUCCACGAUUUGGAACCGGCUGAUCCCUUUGAAAGGACGUGCCCUUCUAAAGAAAAUACCAAUUUUGUGCUUUGUGCUGGCUGCUAGUAGUUCUCAUGCUUGUAGUUUGUAUUAUUUUGGAACCUUACGGCAGUUAAACAUGCUAUUCAUGAUGUCAGUUUGUUGAAACCGACUUUUGCUGAUGUGCACUUAUUUGGUGAUGACAAAGUACAGAUCUGUGUGUCCUCUGAACAUCAAUGUGAUGUUUG